UGUGCUGCAGCCGCUGCCGCCACCUCUCGCCAGCGCUGUUGCUGCGGGGGAUUGUGGGAGUCUUCGCGUCCCGCUCGCUGGGAGAGAGGUACCUCUCCUUUUCCCUCUCCCUUUCCCUAAGGAUCGCUCUGUUGCCCAGACUGGAGUGCAGUGGUGUGAUCAGUGGCUCACGGCUCACAGCAGCCUCGACCUCCCAGGCUUAGGUAAUCCUCCCACCUCAGCCCCCUGGGUAGCUGAGAUCACAGGCGCGCGCCACCACACCAAGCUAAUUUUUUGAUCGUCUGUAGAGACGUGUUCUCACUAUGUGGCCCAGAGUUGUCUGCUGGUUCUCAGCUUGAAGAAGAUUCUGCAGUCCUUAUUGAUCCUUUUUCUUGGCGUUACCAUUUUUUGAAGCAAAGUUAACCUAGCUUUCUAGUUUGAGCUUUCUUUUUGGCCAUCUUUAAAAAAAAUUUUUUUUAAUCUGUAAAAUAGACAAGAGCUAGUUCUACAAUGUCCAAGUCAUUCCAGCAGUCAUCUCUCAGUAGGGACUCACAGGGUCAUGGGCGUGACCUGUCUGCGGCAGGAAUAGGCCUUCUUGCUGCUGCUACCCAGUCUUUAAGUAUGCCAGCAUCUCUUGGAAGGAUGAACCAGGGUACUGCACGCCUUGCUAGUUUAAUGAAUCUUGGAAUGAGUUCUUCAUUGAAUCAACAAGGAGCUCAUAGUGCACUGUCUUCUGCUAGUACUUCUUCCCAUAAUUUGCAGUCUAUAUUUAACAUUGGAAGUAGAGGUCCACUCCCUUUAUCUUCUCAACACCGUGGAGAUGCAGACCAGGCCAGUAACAUUUUGGCCAGCUUUGGUCUGUCUGCUAGAGACUUAGAUGAACUGAGUCGUUAUCCAGAGGACAAGAUUACUCCUGAGAAUUUGCCCCAAAUCCUUCUACAGCUUAAAAGGAGGAGAACUGAAGAAGGCCCUACCUUGAGUUAUGGUAGAGAUGGCAGAUCUGCUACACGGGAGCCACCAUACAGAGUACCUAGGGAUGAUUGGGAAGAAAAAAGGCACUUUAGAAGAGAUAGUUUUGAUGAUCGUGGUCCUAGUCUCAACCCAGUGCUUGAUUAUGACCAUGGAAGUCGUUCUCAAGAAUCUGGUUAUUAUGACAGAAUGGAUUAUGAAGAUGACAGAUUAAGAGAUGGAGAAAGGUGUAGGGAUGAUUCUUUUUUUGGUGAGACCUCGCAUAACUAUCAUAAAUUUGACAGUGAGUAUGAGAGAAUGGGACGUGGUCCUGGCCCCUUACAAGAGAGAUCUCUCUUUGAGAAAAAGAGAGGCGCUCCUCCAAGUAGCAAUAUUGAAGACUUCCAUGGACUCUUACCGAAGGGUUAUCCCCAUCUGUGCUCUAUAUGUGAUUUGCCAGUUCAUUCUAAUAAGGAGUGGAGUCAACAUAUCAAUGGAGCAAGUCACAGUCGUCGAUGCCAGCUUCUUCUUGAAAUCUACCCAGAAUGGAAUCCUGACAAUGAUACAGGACACACAAUGGGUGAUCCAUUCAUGUUGCAGCAGUCUACAAAUCCAGCACCAGGAAUUCUGGGACCUCCGCCUCCCUCGUUUCAUCUUGGGGGACCAGCAGUUGGACCAAGAGGAAAUCUGGGUGCUGGAAAUGGAAACCUACAAGGACCUAGACAUAUGCAAAAAGGCAGAGUGGAAACUAGCAGAGUUGUUCACAUCAUGGAUUUUCAACGAGGGAAAAACUUGAGAUACCAGCUAUUACAGCUGGUAGAACCAUUUGGAGUCAUUUCAAAUCAUCUGAUUCUAAAUAAAAUUAAUGAGGCAUUUAUUGAAAUGGCAACCACAGAGGAUGCUCAGGCUGCAGUGGAUUAUUACACAACCACACCAGCGUUAGUAUUUGGCAAGCCAGUGAGAGUUCAUUUAUCCCAGAAGUAUAAAAGAAUAAAGAAACCUGAAGGAAAGCCAGAUCAGAAGUUUGAUCAAAAGCAAGAGCUUGGACGUGUGAUACAUCUCAGCAAUUUGCCCCAUUCUGGCUAUUCGGAUAGUGCUGUUCUCAAGCUUGCUGAGCCUUACGGGAAAAUAAAGAAUUACAUAUUGAUGAGGAUGAAAAGUCAGGCUUUUAUUGAGAUGGAGACAAGAGAAGAUGCAAUGGCAAUGGUUGACCAUUGUUUGAAAAAAGCCCUUUGGUUUCAGGGAAGAUGUGUGAAGGUUGACCUGUCUGAGAAAUAUAAAAAACUGGUUCUGAGGAUUCCAAACAGAGGCAUUGAUUUACUGAAAAAAGAUAAAUCCCGAAAAAGAUCUUACUCUCCAGAUGGCAAAGAAUCUCCAAGUGAUAAGAAAUCCAAAACUGAUGGUUCCCAGAAGACUGAAAGUUCAACCGAAGGUAAAGAACAAGAAGAGAAGUCCGGUGAAGAUGGUGAGAAAGACACAAAGGAUGACCAGACAGAGCAGGAACCUAAUAUGCUUCUUGAAUCUGAAGAUGAGCUACUUGUAGAUGAAGAAGAAGCAGCAGCACUGCUAGAAAGUGGCAGUUCAGUGGGAGACGAGACUGAUCUUGCUAAUUUAGGUGAUGUGGCUUCUGAUGGGAAAAAGGAACCUUCAGAUAAAGCUGUGAAAAAAGAUGCAAGUGCUUCAGCAGCAGCAAAGAAAAAGCUUAAAAAGCGUCGUUUCCCAGGGAGUAUGGAAGGUUUUGUCACUCUAGAUGAGGUUGGUGAUGAGGAAGAUUCGGAACUUCAGAAACUUCGUAAAUCGGGCAUGGCAUUUAAAUCUGGUGACAAAAAUGAUGAUGGUUUGGUUGAAAUUAAGGUGGACAAGAUCGAGGAACUUGAUCAAGAAAACGAAGCAGCGUUGGAAAAUGGAAUUAAAAAUGAGGAAAACACAGAACCAGGUGCUGAAUCUGCUGAGAACGCUGAUGAUCCCAACAAAGAUACAAGUGAAAACGCAGAUGGUCAAAGUGAUGAGAACAAGGAGGACUAUACAAUCCCAGAUGAGUAUAGAAUUGGACCAUAUCAGCCCAAUGUUCCUGUUGGUAUAGACUAUGUGAUACCUAAAACAGGGUUUUACUGUAAGCUGUGUUCACUCUUUUAUACAAAUGAAGAAGUUGCAAAGAAUACUCAUUGCAGCAGCCUUCCUCAUUAUCAGAAAUUAAAGAAAUUUCUGAAUAAAUUGGCAGAAGAACGCAGACAGAAGAAGGAAACUUAAGAUGUGCAAGGAGAUUUAAUGAUUUCGAAGAAAAUAAUGGUUCUUUGUUUUUAAUGUUAACCUUUUUUAAAUACAAUACUGAUAGUUAGAAGAAAACUAUUGUACUCUUUUGUUUUAGUGGAGAAAUAAUAGAUGUCUGUUCAUGUGUUAAGUGUUAUAGCAAAAAAAAAAUACACAUAUGGUUAAGUUAAUGAAUAGUUUUUGUUUUAUCAGAAUGGCAACGGACAGAAGUACUUUGUAGAGAUUGACUUCCUAAGCUACUUAAGACAACUUGCACCACUAAGAAAAAAAUGUAGAACCAUUUGGAAAAAUGAAAUUUAGUAGUUCCAAGUUUCAAAGAAAUGUCAACAUUUUAUUCCAUUCAAUAAAGAACAAAACCAAUAGUAUUUUUAUUACUUUCAUCUGAAACAUUCCAUGUUUUAAUCUGAGCCUUGCAGACUUUCAUUUGGAGUUUGAACCCGUUUUGGUUGCAUUUCAUUUUUGGAGAACUUCAUUAACGUGAGAUUGGCAAUUGAAAUGCAGGUGCAGUUUUCUGUUAAUAUCAUGCUGUUGUUUAGGUAAUAAGAAAUAUUAAGUAAUUGGCUUUAGAUUUUGUAAUUUUUUCCCUGAGUUCCUGCUAGAUUUCGUAUUCUAGUAGUCAAUGUAUUUUCAGUGAAAUGUAAAAAUAUUCCCGUUCUCUUUGACCAGUAUUAAUUUUUGAGAUCUUACUGCUUGUCACUUGAAUCCCGUAAUUGUCAUACAUCUCUGGUAUAAGCAACAUUUGAUUUUUGAAGUGUGUAGACCAUCUCUUCACAUUUUCAAGAUGUAAUUUUACAUUUCUGCAUUUUUAAAACAGUUUGGCCAUAAUCCUAGAUGCACGCUUCUAAUUCAUGUACCUGCACAUGUGACCUUUGUGAACAGAAAUUUGCAUGUAUAAUUUGUGUUUACUUGUAACUUUCUGGUUAUAUACUGCUUAUAUCUGUGGAUUCAAGUUACUGAAGUGAAUACCAAUAAAAAGAAAACCCUAGGCCAUGUUAAUUGGUUAUACAUGUUUGGAAUGAUAACCAA
Symphalangus syndactylus (siamang) is the source of this 4224-nucleotide messenger RNA. RefSeq names its product matrin 3 (gene MATR3). The record is from RefSeq and is a predicted model, not a curated record. Lineage: Eukaryota; Metazoa; Chordata; Mammalia; Primates; Hylobatidae. Gene Ontology annotation, molecular function: RNA binding; zinc ion binding. Gene Ontology annotation, cellular component: nucleus.